This is a messenger RNA of Mangifera indica (mango), 838 nucleotides long. Its product is annotated as non-specific lipid transfer protein GPI-anchored 15-like. Gene Ontology annotation, molecular function: lipid binding. The coding region runs from base 93 to 626 and encodes 177 amino acids. NCBI's taxonomy places the organism in Eukaryota, Viridiplantae, Streptophyta, Magnoliopsida, Sapindales, Anacardiaceae. The record is from RefSeq and is a predicted model, not a curated record. Gene Ontology annotation, biological process: lipid transport. The transcript is spliced from 3 exons.
UUCUUCCCUUUCUUUUUCCAACACCAGCACUCAAAAUCUUUCAAUUUCCCAACCAACAAACCCAAUUUUACAAGUAAAUUCCCAUCAUUUUCAUGGCUUCGAGAGGGCUCCAAAUGACUCUAUUCCUGGUCCUGGCGGCUAUGUUUUGGGUGGGAGCCAUGGCUCAGUCAAACUCAAACUGCAACACUGUGCUCAAUAACUUGGCUCCUUGCCUCGACUUCCUUACGGGAACCUCAACGACUCCAUCAAGUUCUUGCUGCACUCAGCUAGGAGCCGUCGCUAAAUCUUCCCCUGAUUGCCUCUGCGCUGCUCUCAACGGCAGUCUUCCUACAACGGGGAUCAAAAUUAACCGAACCAUUGCUCUUUCCCUUCCUGAUGCCUGUCAAGUUAAAAGUUCUUCACUUGACCAGUGUAAACAAGCCAUUACUCCACCAGCUUCACCUCCAGUUUCUCCAUCAACGACAAGCCCUUCUCCCAGCUCUUCAAAUACAACUACGCCGCCGGCCUCAGGAUCGGGGUCUACAUCGACAUCAAAAUCUGAUGGAGGCAUCAGAAGAGCACCUGUAAAAUUUGUUCUCUUCCUUCUCUUCGUAGCAUCAUGUGCUUCAACAAUCGCCACAUUCUGAGUCUUCCGCUGAGAUUUUUUAGCCUGACGUAGUAUUAUUGACAAAUAACAAUGAUUCUUUUCCAGUUUUCUUUUGAGGAUGCUGCCCAUUAUUGAUCGCACAAGUGUGGUUUUCGUAAUAUUAUUAGCUGGGUUUUUCAAUAAAAGAUCAAUGAAUAUUGGCUUUUCUAUUGAUUUUUUCUUCAAAUAAAAUUGUGCAGUGAUUAUAAUUAA